Messenger RNA from Dovyalis caffra, 1389 nucleotides. NCBI's taxonomy places the organism in Eukaryota, Viridiplantae, Streptophyta, Magnoliopsida, Malpighiales, Salicaceae. The record is from the annotation of a GenBank genome assembly.
AUGGGUUUCGAAGGAGAUGAGGAGUCGGCUGCCAACCAAGUGUCAACCAAAUCAAGAUUCAGAUACAACUCCCCGUUAGUCCAGGUUACCCUCAUAGGACUUGUCUGUUUCUGUUGUCCUGGUAUGUUCAUUGCCCUCUCUGGUAUGGGAGGUGGUGGUCAGGUGGAUCCCACUGCUGCCAACAAUGCCAACACCGCCCUUUACACCACCUUUGCCAUCUUUGGCAUUCUCGGUGGUGGAAUUUACAACAUUCUUGGUCCUCGCUUGACCUUAGCUGCUGGUUGCAGCACUUAUGUGUUAUAUGCAGGGUCCUUUCUUUAUUACAAUCACGAGCAGCAUCAGGCUUUUCCUAUCGUUGCUGGUGCCAUUCUUGGCAUUGGUGCUGGGUUCUUAUGGGCUGGAGAAGGGGCAAUCAUGACCUCUUAUCCGCCCCCGCAUCGAAAGGGGACUUAUAUUUCUCUGUUUUGGAGCAUACUCAACAUGGGAGGGGUCAUUGGUGGGUUGAUUCCUUUCAUUCUUAAUUACAACCGGAGUGAGGCUACUUCUGUUAACGAUGGGACUUAUAUCGGAUUCAUGUGUUUCAUGACGGUGGGGACUCUAGUUUCUUUGGCCAUUUUGCCACCGAGCCAAGUGGUUCGCUAUGAUGGCACACGUUGCACAAACAUUAAGUACUCCAACGUUUCUACGGAGAUUGUGGAGGUUAGUAAGUUGUUCUUAAAUUGGAAGAUGCUUCUCAUUGCCCCUGCUGCUUGGGCCAGCAACUUUGUUCACAGUUACCAGUUCAAUAAUGUGAAUGGGGCACUCUUUAAUUUGAGGACAAGGGGAUUGAACAAUGUGUUCUAUUGGGGGGCACAGAUGGUGGGUUCUGUUGGGAUUGGAUAUAUAUUGGAUUUCAGCUUCCAGAGUAGGAGGAAAAGAGGCUUUGUUGGUAUUGGAAUUGUUUCUGUGCUUGGGACUGCUAUCUGGGCAGGUGGACUUGCAAAGCAGCUAGGAUAUAGCCACAAUGAUUUACCACCCAAGUUGGAUUUCAAGGACUCCGGUUCCGAUUUCGCAGGGCCUUUCGUUUUGUAUUUCAGCUAUGGACUGCUAGAUGCCAUGUUCCAAAGCACGGUCUACUGGGUGAUUGGAGCCUUAGCUGAUGACUCUGAGAUUCUUAGAAGAUAUGCUGGAUUCUACAAGGGAGUGCAGAGUGCAGGGGCUGCAAUUGCUUGGCAAGUUGAUACACACAAAGUUCCAUUGCUUAACCAGUUGAUUGUGAAUUGGUCACUUUAUACAGUGAGUUAUCCAUUGCUUGCGAUCCUAGUCAUGCUUGCUGUCGAGGACGAUCAGAAGAAUGAAGAGGCAUCAGUUGAUCCUGCAUCUAUGGAUAACAAUAGCAAGCCAGUUUAA